Perca fluviatilis (European perch) is the source of this 2672-nucleotide messenger RNA. RefSeq names its product STRA6-like (gene stra6l). Gene Ontology annotation, cellular component: plasma membrane. Gene Ontology annotation, biological process: vitamin A import into cell. The coding region runs from base 181 to 2166 and encodes 661 amino acids. The record is from RefSeq and is a predicted model, not a curated record. Gene Ontology annotation, molecular function: retinol transmembrane transporter activity; signaling receptor activity. Lineage: Eukaryota; Metazoa; Chordata; Actinopteri; Perciformes; Percidae. The transcript is spliced from 18 exons.
ACACUGGGAGAGAGGACAUAAAAAAACAGAGACAUAAAGUGUUGAAUCCUGAGGUCAAAGGUCAAGUGUGUGAGUCACAUGGUUGAAACCAGGAAACAGAGAAGUGGAGUAUAUCCAGUCACUUCCCUCAUCUUUAGCGCAGGAACAAAGCGUUUCAGACUUCAGUGAACUGACUUACCAAUGAUGAUAAGAAACCGAGUGGAACAUGAGGUCUCCACCAUUAAGGACUGUCAAAAUGGAAUAUCUAUUGAGCUCUUCCUGCACUUUUCACUCAUACCAGCAGUUGUGAUUGUAGGGGUGCUCUCAUUCCUCCAGAAGAGAGCCCAGAAACUGGCCAUCGAUCACAGAUUGCCCUUCCUGCGGGGACGUUUUGCCAUUGUGGUGCCUUUGGAUACUAUAGGCAGCCUCAGUAAUCGUUGGUCCUAUGGGUUUGCAUUUGGGGCCGUGUCCGCCAGCGUCCUUCUGCUCUUUUCUGAACGUUACAUCCCCUUCUCUGUCCCGGCCUGGGCCCGAGCUAUAGUGUAUCUGGUUGGAGCUUUAGAGGUGGGCCUGGUCUAUUUCCCUUUCUUUGCCUGUCUGUCAACACCUUUCAGAGCAGCUGGGGCAGUUCUGGGAAUAUGCUACUCUUUGGCCUGGAUCGUCGUUACAGUCUGGGAUUCAUUCACCUGUCCCAGUGGUAAGAUUCUAGGUAAAUACCAGAGGUGGAUUGUCCAGUGGCCCUGCAUCCUCUCCCUCAUCUUCCUUUUGGGACGAUUUCUUUACAUGCUGGUUAAAGCUGUUCAAAUAGUGGAACAGGAGGACCCUGAAGAGUUGAUUGAAAAACACCAGAUACAGCAUGUUAAGAGACUGCUGAGGAAAACACCUGCACACAGUAAGACCCUCAGCUGGUUCCAGAGCAGAGUGUAUGAGUGGGACCCUUACUUCAAGUUUCCCAACAGAAUCAUCGGCACUGUCAUCAUAUCCCUUAUAGGCCUGUAUACGUUGACCCUGGUAGACUACAGUCUCAGUAAUGUGGCUUUUGACCAAAUAGACAGGUGGAAGAAUACACUAAAACAGCUGGUUACGUCUUGUAACCAGACUGAAGCUCUCGGAGUCAUGAUACCACAGCUGGAAGAAUUCAUCGACGUGGCUCGGAAGUCUUGGCUAGCUACCACCAUCUUUUCUACUCUCAACUCUGUAGCCUAUUGCUUCCAUGUCUUGGCAUGUUACAGAAAACACAUGAAGAGGCUGUGGAAAGGGCAGAAGGGUUUUCUUCCUGAAAAGUUUCACAACCCUAGAUCUGCUGUCAGUGUAGCUUGCAUUGCAAGAUACUCUGGUUGGCAAAUAGCGUUUACACUGUGGGGCUACCUGAUUGUCCAUUUUAUCUACUUCCUGUUUGCUCUGCUGUUGGUCUAUAUGCUGAUUCUUCCUAUACAGCAUGGAAAAGCACUGAUCAUGCUCACCAACCUGGGUCUUAUACUUCUGACCAUCGGUCUAGUCAUCGGCCUGGUGAUUCUCCAGAUAGUUCUGGUUCAGAUCUUCUUCCUUCAGGACAAAAUGUCUCCCACUGAUAAACAAAAACCUUUGGCCCUUAAUAACAGGAAGGCGUUCCACUGCUUCAACUACUUCUUCUUUUUCUACAACGUGGUGAUGGGGAUCAGCAACUGCAUAAUGAGGUUGCUGUGCAGCAUUGUAGUGGGAACGUGGCUGGUGUCCCGCUUAGACCGGACCAUUAUGCAGAGAGGAUAUGAAACCAUAGAUGCCGGCUACAGCACUUGGAUUGGGAUGAUCUUUGCUGACCACUAUCAUAACAAUCCAGUCAUGGUGUGUUUCUGCCAACUGCUGGUCUCCAACACGCCGGCGAAACACACUGCAUCUGCAUACUCCACAUUCAGCAAUGUGUCAUCUGAAUCCUCUGUGAACAACCGGGUCAGGAGGCGUUGGAUGUUGUUUUAUACCUUACUGAGGAACCCUCAUCUGAUCCUGCUCAGAAAGCACCACCUCUCCUCAUCUUCAUCAGUACACACAUCAUCAUCUCCCCAGUCACACACACUUGUGCAGGCUUGCUUCAUGGCGUCUCAAACACAGAGUCGUCAAGCAGAGUCACAGUCACCACCAGCGAUCAUAGUCACGCCAGCAGAAGACAUUUCCAUUGAUUGUGAUCAUGUUAAAAACAAUAUAGGUUAGAAUCCAAAAUUGUUUGAGUCGUUUGGCGGUGGAUCCCCAUGUGGUAGAAGGAGUACUGUGGUGUUUUCAAUGUCAUUUCAAAAUGUUGAGCACCAACAUCUGACUGAAAAGAUAUAUUCUAGUUAAUGCUCGUCAAUAAUUAGGUCACCAUUCUAUCAGCUCAGUAGACAUUUCAUUUCAUCCUUAGAAAUGUUCUCAUGUUGAAUUUGACUUAAAGAAACUGUGAGAUCAUGUGCCACAAAAUGGUUGUAUAGGUUGAGUUUAAGGGUUUUAAUAAGUGUGUUGUUGUCUGGAAUAUACAAUUGUAUUCACUCUUGAGUUCAGAGUGUUUAUGCCCUGCCUGUAUCUGAAUGGUCAGACCAAAACAUCUGCUGAAAAUGUUUUAACUGCAGUAAAGUCUAGACCAGGGGUGUCAAACUCAAUUUCACUAAGGGCCACACUGGAAAUGACGAUCACAAUAAGGGCCAAACAUGUUGAGUUUAUUGACAUGCUUUUAUUUAACAAAA